Messenger RNA from Mercenaria mercenaria, 628 nucleotides. RefSeq lists its product as uncharacterized. Gene Ontology annotation, molecular function: calcium ion binding. Bases 1 to 618 code for a protein of 205 amino acids. Lineage: Eukaryota; Metazoa; Mollusca; Bivalvia; Venerida; Veneridae. The transcript has 5 exons. The record is from RefSeq and is a predicted model, not a curated record.
AUGGGGCACCUCAGCAUCUUCGCCACAAGGGCCGUCAUCCUCUUCAAACGCGUAGCUGCAUUUUUAGGGUUAGUCGUACCCCUCUGCGUCAUUUCUCCGGCAUUUCCAGCGAGGGGUAAGAGAGUCAUAGCAUUACUUGACCCAACAGAGGGUGGGUGGUUAAAGAAGAAAAUAAAAAGGCUUGGUAGAGGUAUCAAGAAGGUUGUAAAGAGCGUCAAAAAAGCUGGUUGCAAGAUUUUGUUUGGUGUCGGUUGUCCUGUCGCAGUUGGGACCCUUGGUACAACCAUAGCGGCAGGAAGUUCCGGUGUAGGAACUUCACUCGUGGCAGUAGGUACUGCAGCCGGUAUAGAUGCUUGCCAUGUGAGAAAAAAUAAAUGCAAAAGAAGUGUUGAAAUGACUGAAAUUCUGCUCCCAUUUUCCGACGAGAUGUCAGACUACGAUAUGGACGAUGAUAAGGUGAUCACAUACAAAGAAUUUGAGUUUGCUGUGUCACGAAGCGUAAACCUCGCAGACCCAGAGGAACUUCAUGAGCCUUUUGCAUUCGCUGACUUUGAUGGAGAUGGUGUUUUAGAUUCUGACGAAUUCAGCGGAGCUCCAUUUUUAUUCGCACGUAUGUAAUAGUUAUAGA